UAAAUACAAAUAAAAACGUCGCGGUGUUCAAUCAGGCGGUUAAAAGUGAAGAAAUUACGCAACUUUGAUUUACUUUUAUAUUUCUAUUUGGAAAUACAUUUGUACCUAAAAACAAUUUGAUAAUAAAUUUCUGUAGUUUAUGUUUGAAAAAUUAGCAUUGAGUGCCGCCGCAUGAAGUGUUUUAUGAUAACGAGCAAGACACAUUUUUAAUUGGGUGAACUAAAUAAAUAAAGAAACAAAGUUUCACAGAAAUACCGAGUGACGAUGCUCAAACUACUUGUUGCUCUAGCGGUUGCAUUCACUGUAGUUGCGAGUGAAGGAACGUCAACGACAGUUUCUUCACGAUCAUUCGUGGUCGAUUGGGAUAACGAUCGAUUUUUGAAAGAUGGAGAACCUUUCCGAUUUGUUGCUGGAUCUUUUCAUUAUUUUCGUGCCCUGAAGGAAACUUGGAGACACAAGCUAAGGACCAUGAGAGCAGCAGGCUUGAAUGCUGUUACAACAUACGUUGAAUGGUCCCUUCACAACCCGAAAGAAAAUUACUACGUCUGGGAUGGCAUUGCUGACUUAAAUUACUUCAUUCAAGUGGCUGCCGAAGAAGGUCUUCUCGUGAUUCUUCGUCCUGGACCUUACAUUUGCGCUGAACGUGACAUGGGCGGCUUCCCGUAUUGGCUCCUUACGAAAUAUCCAAAUAUCAAGUUACGCACUUAUGAUGCCGACUAUUUGCGAGAAGUUGAAAAAUGGUACAAUGUCUUAAUGCCUCGCAUUAGAACUCAACUGUAUGGUAAUGGAGGUCCUAUUAUCAUGGUUCAAGUUGAAAAUGAAUACGGUUCCUUUGGCGUCAACGAUCAAAACUACAAAUUAUGGUUGAAACAGCUAACGGAAGAUUUUGUCGGGGACACAGCUGUUCUUUUUACGAAUGACGGACCGAGCCAAACACCACGUGGUUAUCUCGAAGGAGUUUUAGCGACACUUGAUUUCGGUUCUGGUUCAAAUUCACAAAUUGACGGAUGGUGGGGCACGUUAAGGAAGUACAUGCCAAAAGGACCUCUCGUCAAUAUUGAAUACUAUCCUGGCUGGUUGACCCAUUGGCAAGAAGACAUGCAACGAGUUGACACAGCUCCAGUUGUAAAUAGUCUUCGUUACAUGUUGCAACAAAAUGCGAGUGUCAAUUUUUACAUGUUUUUCGGCGGAACAAAUUUUGGCUUCACAGCUGGAGCAAAUGAUGGCGGACCAAAUCGUUAUAAUGCGGAUGUUACUAGUUAUGAUUACGAUGCUCCUAUGACUGAAGCGGGAGAUAUUACGCCAAAAUAUUUAGCAAUCCGUGAUGUUAUUGGCGAAUUUUUGCCACUGCCAUCCUUGCCGAUACCUGAAAUAAGUCCAAAAGUUAAAUUUGGUCCUGUUUCAAUGCGACCAAUUUCUGUCCUCCUUUCAAAUUUCGCAAAACGUCGACUUAGUCAAGGUGUUAUCGAGAACCGGGUACCACUAACCUUCGAAGCUCUCAAUCAAUAUUCCGGUUUGGUGUUGUACGAGACGACUUUGCCAAAGAUAAAUCGCGAUCCCGUCAAUUUGCAUGCCGAAAAUGUGCAUGAUCGAGCAUACGUCUUUGUCGAUCGCAAUUUUGUUGGUAUCAUGUCGCGCGAAAAUGGUGUCGAUACUUUGUCAGUUCCUGCAGGAUUAGGUUCCAGGUUGCAGAUAGUCGUGGAAAAUCAAGGAAGAAUAAAUUUCAAUAUCCCAAAUGAUUUUAAAGGAUUGCUCGGAAAAGUGAGUUACAAUGGAAAAGAGUUAACUGGGUGGAAUAUGACAAAGUUUCCCCUGGAUAAUCCCGCGGAUAUCCUUAAAAUGGUGGAAACGUAUAUGCAACAACCUUUCCCGUCAACAUCGCAUGGCAGAAGUUUCGUUCGAACUGGACCAACAUUCUUCUACGGGACUUUUAACUUGACGAAGCAACAACUGCAUGAUACUUACUUGAAUCCAACGGGAUGGGGAAAGGGAAUUGCCUACAUAAAUGGUUUCAAUCUUGGGCGGUAUUGGCCUCUUGUGGGUCCGCAAAUUAGUUUGUAUGUGCCCAAGGAGUUGUUGAAAGAGGGGGAUAAUUAUUUAAUAAUGUUGGAAUAUCAAAAAGUGCCCGAUGCGAGCAGUGUCGUGUUUGACGAUCACGAAAGCUUGGAUGGGUAGUGUGCCAUAAUCACUUGUUUUAUUAAUAUUUUUUUU
This is a messenger RNA of Culicoides brevitarsis, 2211 nucleotides long. Its product is annotated as beta-galactosidase. Bases 265 to 2175 code for a protein of 636 amino acids. The transcript is spliced from 4 exons. Lineage: Eukaryota; Metazoa; Arthropoda; Insecta; Diptera; Ceratopogonidae. The record is from RefSeq and is a predicted model, not a curated record. Gene Ontology annotation, biological process: carbohydrate metabolic process. Gene Ontology annotation, molecular function: beta-galactosidase activity. Gene Ontology annotation, cellular component: vacuole.